AUGCCACAACCAUCUGGCAACUCUACUCUUUAGUAUCGCUUGAUUUCUAUUCUGACUGCAUUCUAGCGUUUCUCUGAUCCAUCCAUGCUGCUCGCAACCACUAGACCGCCUUCCUUCAUCAAGGUCUUUUCAGGACGUAGUCUUCGCUGCACAUCGUCGUCCAGCUCACGUUCGGUUGUCCCCCUCGCACACAACGCACUUAUACCUUCAAAUGGGAAUGCUACCAAACAACCAUUGAUUAUUCUCCAUGGACUUUUUGGUAUGAAGAGGAACUGGAACUCACUAUCAAAAGCCUUCUAUCAAAGCCUAGGCCGGCCUAUAUACACUCUUGACCUCCGGAACCAUGGGUCUUCGCCUCACGUUGAACCUAUGACGUACGCCGCCAUGGCGGCAGACGUGUUGGCUUUCUGCAGGAAACAUCAUUUGGAAGAGGCUUCUCUGUUGGGUCAUUCAAUGGGAGGGAAAGUAGCGAUGGCUCUCGCACUCAACCCAGAGCUUCCAUUAAAUCUACUCAAACAUCUCAUCGUUGUGGAUAUCGCACCCGCCAAAGCUGCCAUGUCUCCCGAAUUUCAGGGUUACGUUGAAGUCAUGAAGAGUAUCGAGCGCAGACACGUAACAUCCCGCCAAGCCGCUCAAAAGAUGCUGACAUCUUACGAGAGCGAUCCUGCGAUAAGAGCGUUCUUGUUGACCAACCUUGCUCCGCACCACGGUCAUGAGCCUGUCAGAUUCCACAUCCCUCUUGAUAUCAUAGGUAAAUCGAUACCAGCGAUCGGAGAUUUCCCUUAUGAGCCUGGUGAACGGACCUGGGAGGGACCUACGCUGUUCAUCAAGGGCUCGAAGAGCAGUUAUAUCAAUCAUCGAAAUAUACCAAUCGCAAAGCAAUUCUUCCCGAAUAUGGUUUUGGAAGAAUUAGAUACGCAUCACUGGGUGCACGCCGAAAAACCGAAUGAAUUCAAGAAAGUGGUUGUGGACUUCAUGACUUCACAUUGACAUUUAGAUUUCUAGACAUCUAAUAACGUAUCUUACAUAGUUCAUGUUCACCAAGUGAUAUAUGGCUGCAGUCUCUGCUGUGCAUGCAUCUUGGGUCCAAACCGGAAACGAAACUGAAACCCACAAAUCCCUGCGCAGGCUACCAGCCAGCGACGGAAGACCUCGUUUAUCUUCUCCCGGGGAUCCUAAGUCAGGGAAUUCGCUAGUCAGACCAGUAGCAGUAGAAAUACUUAGUUGAAAUACUAAGCCAUUCUGGACGUCCAUAUCAGCAGUGUCCGAAGGAGAGGAAGGACGCUCGUCAUGUUAGCUGUAAUAGGGACCUUCUCAGGGCUAUCGUUCGAUUCCACGGGUGGAGAAUAUUCUU
Messenger RNA from Somion occarium, 1354 nucleotides. The record is from the annotation of a GenBank genome assembly. Lineage: Eukaryota; Fungi; Basidiomycota; Agaricomycetes; Polyporales; Cerrenaceae.